Sebastes umbrosus (honeycomb rockfish) is the source of this 7488-nucleotide messenger RNA. Its product is annotated as Golgi apparatus protein 1-like. Gene Ontology annotation, molecular function: fibroblast growth factor binding. Gene Ontology annotation, cellular component: Golgi membrane. The coding region runs from base 27 to 3638 and encodes 1203 amino acids. The record is from RefSeq and is a predicted model, not a curated record. Lineage: Eukaryota; Metazoa; Chordata; Actinopteri; Perciformes; Sebastidae. The transcript has 26 exons.
CUUAUACAUUUUUUUUGUUGCCUAUAAUGUAUCUUUUGAUAGUAAAGGUUGCUGACCCCUGCUCUAGAGAGAGAGAAACAAAUCUGUUUGCAACUCUCCUCCUAGUGUCCAUAUUUCCCACCGCCCCUGAACGGAGCAGCAGGCUGACUGGCUCUGUGAAGAUGGCGGACUGUCUACGUGUUCCUCUGCUCCUGCUCUUCAUGUGCAUCUUGUCGUCUUUGCAACCAAUUCGAGGACAAAACAACGUUAUCGCCAAACUAGCCAGUAAUGCUGAAAUCCCACAGAAUCCAGCCGGAGGUCCUGGACCGGCUGUGGUGAACCCGGUAGCCGCUGAGAAGAGCCUGGUCGCCGGGGCCUCGCUGCCUCGGAGGCGCUCUACCGGCUGGAAGUUGUCUGAGGAGGCGGUGUGCAGAGAGGACCUGACGCGGCUCUGCCCCAGACACUCCUGGAACAACAACCUGGCGGUGCUGGAGUGUCUACAGGACAGGAAAGAGGAAACUGAGAUUGCAGCCGAAUGCAACCAUCUGCUCUGGAACUACAAGCUGAACCUGACCACCGACCCAAAGUUUGAGUCUGUCGCCGUGGAGGUCUGCAAGACCACCAUCACUGAGGUUAAAGAAUGUGCGGCGGAAGAGCUGGGGAAGGGCUACCUGGUGUCCUGCCUGGUGGACCACCGCGGCAACAUCAGCGACUACCAGUGCAACCAGUACAUCACCAAGAUGACCACCAUCGUCUUCAGCGACUACCGGCUGAUCUGCGGCUUCAUGGACAAGUGUCGCGAGGACAUCAACACGCUGCGCUGCGGCAGCAUCAGCACCGGAGAGAAGGACAUUCACUCCCAGGGUGAGGUGAUCGCCUGUCUGGAGAAGGCUCUGGUGCGGGAGGCCGAGGAGCAGCCGGGGGCGCACCCCAUCAAGGACGAAUGUAAGAAGUCCAUCAUGAGAGUUGCCGAGCUCUCCUCAGACGACUUCCACCUGGACCGCUACCUCUACUUCGCCUGCCGCGAGGACCGAGAGCGCUUCUGUGAAAGCACAAUGGCCGGAGAGGGACGAGUUUACAAAUGUCUCUUCAAUCACAAGUUUGAGGAGGCGAUGACUGAGAGGUGCCGCGAGGCGUUGACCACCAGGCAGAAGCUGAUCGCUCAGGACUACAAGGUGAGCUACUCGCUGGCCAAAGCUUGCAAGUCGGACCUGAGGAAGUACCGCUGCAGCGCCGACAGCAACAUGCCCCGAGCCCGAGAGGCUCGCCUGUCCUACCUGUUGCUCUGUCUGGAGUCGGCCGUACACCGAGGUCGUGUGGUCAGUGGCGAGUGUCAGGGCGAGAUGAUGGACUACAGGCGGAUGCUGAUGGAGGAUUUCUCUCUGAGUCCAGAGAUCGUGCUCCACUGUCGGAGCGAGAUCGAGGGUCACUGCUCCGGUCUGCAUCGCAAAGGACGGACGCUGCACUGCCUGAUGAGGGUCGGCCGAGGAGACAUGGGAGCCAUCGAUCCCAACUGUCAGCGGGCGCUCCAGACUCUGAUCCAGGAAGCCGACCCCGGAGCUGAUUACCGCAUCGACCGGGCGCUCAACGAGGCCUGCGAGUCCGUCAUCCAGACCGCCUGCAAACACAUCCGCAGCGGAGAUCCCAUGAUUCUGUCAUGUCUGAUGGAGCAUCUGUACACAGAGAAGAUGGUGGAGGACUGUGAACACAGACUGCUGGAGCUGCAGUACUUUAUCGCCAGAGACUGGAAGUUGGAUCCCAUCUUGUAUAAGAAAUGUCAGGGCGACGCUGCCCGGCUCUGCCACACUCACGGCUGGAACGAGACCAGCGAGAUGAUGCCCCCCGGCGCCAUUUUCUCCUGCCUGUACCGCCACGCCUACCGCUCUGUGGAGCAGGGACGGAGGCUCCUCAGUGGGGAGUCUGAAGCAGAGAACCAGGGUUUCACUCUCUCCAGGGACUGUAAGGUGGAGGUGCAGAGGAUCCUCCACCAGAGGGCGCUGGACGUGAAGCUGGACCCGGAGCUCCAGAGACGAUGUAUGACCGACCUGGGGAAGUGGUGCAGCGAGAAGACGGAAGCCGGACAGGAGCUGGAGUGUCUGCAGGAUCACCUGGAGGAUCUAGUGUCCGACUGCAGAGACGUGGUGGGGAACCUGACGGAGCUGGAGUCUGAGGAUAUUCAGAUCGAGGCGCUGUUGAUGCAGGCAUGUGAACCCGUCAUCCAGAUCUACUGCCAUGAGGUGGCUGAUAACCAGAUCAACACCGGCGAUCUGAUGGAGUGUUUGGUUCAGAACAAACACCAGAAGGAGAUGAAUGAGAAGUGUGCGGUGGGAGUGACACACUUCCAGCUGAUUCAGAUCAAAGACUUCCGUUUCUCCUACAAGUUCAAGACGGCCUGCAAGGAGGACGUCCUCAAACUGUGUCCCAAUAUCAAGAAGAAGGUGGAUGUUGUGAUCUGCCUCAGCACCACGGUGAGGAACGACACCCUGCAGGACGCCAAGGAGCAGCGAGUGUCCAUCAAAUGUCGUAAACAGCUGCGGGUCGAGGAGGUGGAGAUGUCAGAGGACAUCCGCCUGGAGCCGGAGCUGUACGACUCCUGUAAGCAGGACAUCAACCGACUGUGUCAGAACGUGGCCUUCGGCAACGCACAGGUCAUCGAGUGUCUGAAGGAGAACAAGCGUCAGCUGACUCAGCGUUGCCACCAGCGGAUCUUCAAGCUGCAGGAGGUGGAGAUGGUUGAUCCUGAACUGGACUACCAGCUGAUGAGAGUCUGCAAGCACAUGAUUAGGCGGUUCUGUACGGAGUCGGAGGGAAAGAACACUCUUCAGUGUCUGAAACAGAACAAGAACAGCGAGCUGAUGGAUCCUAAAUGCAAACAGAUGAUCACCAAGAGACAGAUCACCCAGAACACAGACUACAGGCUGAAUCCGGUGCUGAGGAAAGCCUGUAAAGCCGACAUCCCAAAGUUCUGUCAGCCCAUCCUGAACAAGGCGACGGCCGACAGUGAGCUGGAGGGUCAGGUCAUCGGCUGCCUCAAACUCAAAUACGCCGACCAGCGUUUGUCUCCAGACUGCGAGGCCCAGAUCCAGGUCAUCCUGCAGGAGUCGGCGCUGGACUACCGACUGGACCCUCAGCUGCAGAUCCACUGCACACAAGAGAUUUCCAGGCUGUGUCCGGAGGAAGCAGCAGCUCAGGAGCAGACGGGGCAGGUGGAGGAGUGUCUGAAGGUCAACCUGCUGAAGAUCAAACAGGACGGAUGUAAGAAGGAGGUGUUGAACAUGCUGAAGGAGAGUAAGGCGGACAUCUUUGUCGACCCCGUCCUCCACACUGCCUGCGCUCUGGACAUCAAACAUCAAUGUGCAGCCAUCCCACCUGGCAGAGGGCGCCAGAUGUCGUGUCUGAUGGAAGCGCUGCAGGACAAACGUGUUCGUCUGCAGCCAGAGUGCAAGAAGAGACUUCAGGAUCGCAUCGACAUGUGGAGCUACGCCGCCAAGGUGGCUCCUGCUGAGGGCUUCUCAGACCUGGCCAUGCAGGUGAUGACAUCACCAUCCAAGAACUACAUCCUGACUGUGAUUGGUGCGGGCGUGGCGGUGCUCUUCAUGAUGGGGCUGCUCUGCGGCCGAUUCACCAAACGCGUCACGCAGGAGCUGAAGGACAGGUAGACCCCGCCCACUCCGGGGUCAGGACACACCCACGGAAGAAACGACCACCGCUGAAAAAAGAACCACGCCCCCUCAUUUACCUGCUCUCCGCCACCGCCACCCGACUUCAACUCUCUUUGCCUCAUCGCUGGAAUGACAUUACCCACAAUCCUGCAAACGACAGUGGGCUUGAUCAGUGACUCACCUGCUCUUCCUCUACACGAGCCCCUCCCACUCUCCAGGAGGCCACGCCCCCUGUCGCCGCUUCUUCUUCUUCUCUUCCUGAGCUUCGAUACAGAGCCCCGGGUCCUCCUGCAGUUUUACUCCACUCUCCCCUGAUGUAGAUGCAGUAUUACUCCACUUUUUUUUCUUUCCUCCUCCCCCCUUCGCUGUCGGGUGAGAAGAGGGAGGAGGAGGGGUGGGGGUUGUAAGGAUAUGGGGUCAAAGGUCAAGAUAUGGGGGCGAAGGAGGUUAAUGACAUCAUAUUAAGUGUAAAUGUGUAGAAAGUGGGAUGGGAAAUGCUCAUGUAUAGAGCAGUUUAAUGACUCCAGUAUUUUAAUGACUACAGUGUGUUGUGUGUAUGAUAGUGUGUGUGCGUGUGUGCGUGUGUGUGUGAUUGAAACGGUCUUUCUACCACCAUAUUGUUCUAGUAUGUCCUCCUGCUAAAGGGUUUUUUUCGGGGUUGUUUUCGCUCUGGAUAUAUCUUCUUUUUUUUUUGCUGAUGUGUGUUAGUUAGAUUUUAUCGCCAUGGGACUGCCAGGCGGGUGGUGCCAACCAGCGAGCCCUCCACCGAGCCACAAAUGAGAUAAAGAAGACGCAUCACAAACACUCCCAACCGGCUCGCUCAACGCUCUUUUUACAGGAAUUAUUUGUGGAUAUUUUUAUUUUUUUCUUCUUUCUGAAACAGCAGACCUGGCAACCUCAGCUCUCCUAUAAUGCAGUCCGAUUUUUUUUUUGAUUUCUUUUUUUUUUUUAUUAUUGUUUUUCAUUUUUUUCCAGCCCAACCUGUGCCAUAAACGCACCACUUGCUGCUCCCAGUUUACCGCUCCAGCAGCUGGUUGGAACGCUUGUUUGGCAUCACGCUCCGGUCUCCUGAGUCAAGAGUGAUCCCAGUCUGAUCCAGAACUGGGAGCUAUUUUUUUUUUUUUUUUUCCCCAGUCAUGAACUCGCUGAGCGGCUGUUGGUAUCGUGCCGGUUGGUACAGAAAAGCUGAGAGCAAUGCAGGAAAAAAAAAAAAGCAGAAUAAAGAAAAGAUUCUAGAUUAUUAUAGAGAUGUGAACAUUUUUGUGUAAAGAUGAUACUGGAAUCAUUGCACAGUUUUCGUUCUUUUUUUUUUAUAUCUAUAAAUAUAUAUAUAUUGUUUUGUCAUAGCCUUAUUUAUUUGUUUACUAAUGUUUUGUUUUUUUCUAUGAUUUUAAUGUUCUCUGGUUGCCUUUUCUCCAGCAAGCGAGCGUCCCUCCUUCCUGCGAGGAGGAUGAGGAUAUGGGGGAGGAUGCAGGCGGCGAAGGUUUGGCGUCCUCCGGGCAUCAACCUGCUCCACGGUGUGACAGUGAAUGCCUCUCUGGCGAGCAGAGAGAGUUCUUAGAAGAUGGCAAGAUGACGCUUUGUUCCAGAUCAGACAUGUAAUCUGAGAACGAAGUAGUAGUGCAUCGGUGCAUCGAUAUCUUUAAUGUGAUGGGGAUGACCACUGGUGCGUUUAUGCACCAUUAAAGCCGAUCAGUAAAUAUGAACAGGAAGAUGGUUCAUUUCACGUAGCUACGUCGGUUGGACAAGUUCGGAAAACAGUUUAAUUUAAAGGUGCAGUGUGUAAGAUUUGGUGGCAUCUAGCGGGGAGGUUGAAGAUUGUAACCAACUGAAACUUCUCCCGUGUGCAGGAGUACUACGGUGAACCACGCAAAAACGCGAAUGUCUCUCUCUAGAGUCAGUGUUUGGUUUGUCCGUUCUGGGUUAUUGUAGAACCAUGGCGGCCGGCUCCGUGGAGAGAACCCGCUCCCCAUGUAGAUAUAAACGGUUCAUUCUAAGCUAACAAAAACACAACGACUGUUAUUUUCAGGUGAUUAUACACUAAAGAAAACAUACUUAUUAAUAUUAUAUUCCAUUUCUGGCAAUAGAUCCCCCUAAUUGUUGCACACUGGUCCUUGUCCUCAUGUACAGACUACAUGACGUACACAUGACACGCCAAAAGCAACAAAGGCGUUGUUAUUGCACGUGAAAUUACUUACAAAUUAUAGUAGCAUUCAUACACCGUUUGGUGAGACCGGGCCGUGUCUCAUGUUGUCUCAUAUCACAAAUCGUCUUUGUAGUUUCUUUCUGCUUCGUCACAUCAGUGCCGACUAAAUGACGUGAGCAGAGGAAAGAGAAACACGCACAAAACAAAGAGCAGAACAAGACUCAGUCCAAAUCGAGUAUAUGUGUCUGAACUGUGUUCGGUCAGUCUGUGAAUUUGUGGCUGAAUUGUUCUACUAAUAGUCAGUGGUUAUGUCUAUAACGUUAAAUCCAGCGGUACAUGUCCACCAGGUCCGGCGUGGACACUAGGAGACGCGCUUCUCCACCCAUAUGGCCGUUCAAGCGGUGACGUUGAAUGCACCUGAUUGGUCCCUGGUUCUCUGCUCACUGUUUCAAACAGGAAACAACAUGGCGGCCUGCUCGUAAACCAUUGUUAUUCCGUCUAAACAAUCCACCAAAAUCUACUUCUGAUAUAGAGGAAGAUGCUUUGUCACUGCUGAAUCUGGUUUCAUUUUAGAACUAGAUCGCCUAGUUUGAUAGUUUGGUCCAAGUUUUGUGAGCCGGACGCGUCACGUUGGACGGACUCAUUUGCGUAAAGGACUGUUCCCGCCUUUUCAUUUUGAAAGGCCAAUGAGGAAACUCCAACACUCGGCCGACCAAUCGUGUAACUUUUGCGUUUGUACGGCUGACCCGCUGCAGUCCAGACAAAAUCCAAAAAUGGACGACAAACUUAAGAAGCGUUACAACAUGAUUUAAGCUCAAAGGUUUUUGUGGGGGGACGGGGCUUGGACUGCAUCUCGCGGUCUUCUUCAGUGUUUGAUUUCUGUGAUUUAAACAUAGCGGACUUGUUUCUGGAUCUGGUCUCUCUGAUGUGCUUCUGCUCAGCCUGCAGGUUGAUGCCGGAGGAAGAAGGCGGUCAAGGUUUUUGGUGUAGUCGUCGGAGAGUCGCGGUGUUGUCGAGCUUUUUGGUCUCGGUGCGUCUGAGCGAUUUCGCCAACUGUAGAAACACAGAUCUGUCCUCUCCCAGCUCGAGCCGAUCUCGUGUACAUGUGUACUAUACUGAGUGAUGACAUACUGUAAACUACGUACCGUGCAGUUAGCCUGUACUGUUUAUUUUUUCUAGCUUGGUGUGGUGAGCGCUGCCCUCCCUGCUUGUAAAUGAGACGUCCUGAUUCGUUGAACUGCCUUCACUUCUUUUUUCUCCAUCUGACGUCGGGUUUUAUCAAAGCGUGCCUACUCGCCAUCCCACCGAGGGAUCCCGCUGUACAGAACAUCCCAGAACCCCCUGCAGCACCCGGCCGAGGAGCGUGUGGGCAUGUGAGUGAGUGAUGGAUGACAUGUCUGUGUGUGUUUGUGUGUGUGAGUGUGUGUUGCCCACAGAUUCUGGACUGCGAGUGCGAUCUCCGAUCAGUUCUUCGCCGUUCUCGUCCCGAGCGAUGACGACUAGAACAUUUCUUGAUUUUAAGUUUGUAAUGAUACAGAUCUUUUUGUAAACAAUGUUUUGUGUCUGACUCCAUGGAGCUCCUGAUCAUCUGAUUUAUUUUGUUCCCCCCUGUCCACUUUUCUUUAUUUGAUUUCUUUUGUUGUUCUGUACAGAUGAAAAUUGGACAGUUUGUUAAUAAUAAUAAAGUCUGCAAGGUUUCUA